AUGGCUUCACAGGCCGCCGCACCGCCUUCCAGCAUUCGCAUCCUGUCUCUCAAUUGCUGGGGGCUCAAGUUCAUCUCCAAGCUCCGCAAUGAGCGUCUUACCGAAAUUGGAGUCCAGAUCGCCGCCGCCAAUCCGCAACCAGACAUUGUAGGACUCCAGGAGUGCUGGACGCAGCAAGAUUACCAUGCCAUUCGGGAAAAGACACGCCAUAUCCUGCCUUAUGGCAAGUUUUACCACAGCGGAAUAUUCGGUGGUGGUCUAGUCAUUCUGUCACGAUGGCCCAUUGUCGAAAGCAAUAUGGUGCGCUAUCCAUUGAACGGACGGCCUGCUGCCUUCUAUCGCGGAGAUUGGUUUGUUGGCAAGGGCGUUGCAUGUGCGAGGAUACAGAUGGGUCCUUCCAAGAGAGAUAUUGCAGAGGUGUUUUGCACACAUCUCCACGCCCCCUAUGAACGCGAACCCCAUGAUUCCUACAUCUGCCAUCGAACAGCCCAAGCGUGGGAAAUCACAAAACUCAUGCGCGCAGCCGCUGAGCGCGGCCACCUCGUCAUCGGCAUGGGCGACUUCAACAUGAUUCCCUUGUCCCUCGCACACCGUAUCAUCGAGACACAUUCGCCUGUCCAAGACGUGUGGCGCAUACUGCAUCCGGAUUCUUCCAUCGGCGCAGCCAAAGACAAGGUGGAGCAGGUGCGCGGCGUACCAAUGCCAUCGGCCCAGUACAACAUGACUGUCAAUGGUGCAACAUGCGACAGUGAGUUGAAUUCUUGGAGGUGGAACAAAGCGCAGCAAAGGCGUCUCACAAAAGGCGAGAACGUCCAGAUAGAUCCCACGGUCCCAGAUCCAAAUGCGAAAAGACUUGACUACGUCUUCUUCAGUAGCGGCCGGUACCAUAACCCGGAGACAAAGGAAGAGACAGCUGAGUGGACGCUCAAAGAAGCAAACGUGGGUAUGGAAAUGCGUCAUCCUACGCUACACUGCUCCCUCAGCGACCACUUCUCCGUCGAGGCGACAUUGACAAGGACUUCUACUGCACCAUCAGCCAUACGACUAACCCCAUGGGCACUGCCUGAACGCUAUCUGCCCAUCGAGACCUACGACGAGAUCAUGGCAACCAUACUCAAAUACCAGGUCCGAGAGAGGAUACAGCGCAAGCUGCGCAUAGGCCACUUCUUCUACCAGCUCUCCUUUUCCAUUGGCUGUCUAAUAGGCGUCUGGUGGUCACCCAAAAAUUACGUGUCCUUCAUACUCAUGUUGUUGAGCACACUAGGAUUCAGUGUAGGUGUAAUUGAUGGAUUGAUAGGGUUGUUGUUUGUCGGUAGCGAGAUGAGGGCACUCAAGGAAUUCGAGUGGGAGGUCCGUAAUACCAGGGAGCGGGCGCUCGCAAAGAACGAGACUAGGAAGACAGAUUCUGAAAAUAGGGGGAUACAUUUUGCCUCGGAGCGAUACAACUACGCGACACACUAUCUACGCUUUCCCGUGCCAAAUCUCGUAUACGACACCACAACCGUCCAACGUGCGGCUCGGAAGUCCGCUGCCCUCGAUAUGAGCGACUCCCAGCCACAACAGACCAGCGGCGGCCAGCAGCAAGGUCAACAGCUGCUACGCCCUGAUGAUAUACUCAAGCUGCAAUGUCUUCCCGAAGACGAGAAGCAGAAGUAUCGCCUGAUCAUGCAGAACUUCUGGACCAUCUUCAACAACAACCCGCAAGGCAGCCAGGAGAAUACAAACGCGCGUCAGAAGCUGACGGAAUGGUCGCAAAAGUUCAUCGGACGCGAACGUCAAUAUCGCGCCAAGAUGAAGCAACAGCAGCAGCAGCAGCAGCAGCAGGGAAACCAAAAUCAAGGACAAGCUGGACAGUCUAGUGCAGCUGGCCAGCAGAACGCCAACGCGGUCAAGCAAGAAGGAGGUCAGGCUCAACCCCAAGGUUCUGGGGCACAAGCCAACCAGCAAGCUCAAGGACAACAGCAGCCCAACCAAGGACAGAACCCAGGGCGCGGCCAGGUCGAUCCUGCCAUCGUCAAGCACGUUCACGACUUCCCCAUGCAAGGGCCAACAAAUGGACCUACGCCAGGCACACCAGAGUACGAGAACAAACUGAAGGAGUAUCGGACUGGUUACCUCAACAUGCUUGCCAAACAAGCGACUUUGACUGAGCAGCGACGGAGGAUUAUCCAAGAGUUGACCGAACGGCAGAACAACGGGCAGGAGCUACCUCAGGAGCGGCUUUUGAUGAAGAACAACAUCGAGAAGGAGGCUGCCAAGAUCAAGGCUCAAAUUGAUAAGUUCAGGGCUAUGCAAAAGCAGUGGAAGGAGGAGCGCGAACAGAAUUCCCAAGGCCAGGCACAAGCUCAAGGCCAGAACCCAGCGCAAUCACCUCCGCAGCAACAACCACAACAACAGCAGCAGCAGCAGCAGCAGCAGCAACUACCGCAGCAACAGCCACAACCGCCUCAGCGCCAGCCUUCACAGCCCAAUAUGCCUGCGCAACCCCAGGUGAAAGAGGAGCCCCAGAUCAAGAUCGAGGGUGGGCAGGCACCACAACCACAACCGCAAACUCAGUCCCAACCUCAGCCGCAAUUCAACAUGCAGGCCAAUCAAGGAAACCUUCAGCAAGGACCGCCGCAGCAGCAACAGAUGCAACACAAUCAGCAGCUUCCGCAACAGCAACAAAUGCAGCAGCAGCAGGCUCGACCUCCGCCAGCACCUCACUCGCAGACGAUGCCACCAAAUCAAAUGCCGCAGUUUUCGCAACAAGGACAACAGCAACAGAAUUUCCACCAACAGCAGCAACAACAACAGCGACCCCAGAUUAACCCUAUGCAAGCGAAUGCACACCAGCAGAGCAACUCACCACACCCACAGUCCGCCGCGUCGAACGCGCCUGGUCCGCCAGUCCCUCUCUCGCACCAAGCUGCAGUCAGCGCCGCGAACCGGUCCUACACCGACCCUCAACGCACAAACACGCCGAUGCAACAGGGCGGACAGGGCGGUAACUUUGGAAGUCGCGAGCGCGAGCAGCUCAACAACCCAAAGAUGCCAAUUCCACGCCAUCUUAAUGCUGUUCUUCAACUCGCAGAUGACUUUGUCGACAACGUUAUUAGUAACGCUUGCAAACUGUCCAAGCUCCGUGAUUCACCUCAGCUCGACAUUCGCGACAUCCAAGUCAUACUUGAGCGCAAUUACAACAUACGUAUUCCUGGCUACGCAUCUGAUGAAGUCAGAACUGUGCGCAAGAUCGUCCCUGCGCAGGGAUGGGCAAACAAGAUGAGCGCUGUCAACGCGGCGAAGGUCAUGGGUGGGAAAGCGGACUUCUAG
Messenger RNA from Alternaria burnsii, 3312 nucleotides. RefSeq lists its product as uncharacterized. Gene Ontology annotation, biological process: DNA-templated transcription initiation. NCBI's taxonomy places the organism in Eukaryota, Fungi, Ascomycota, Dothideomycetes, Pleosporales, Pleosporaceae. The coding region runs from base 1 to 3312 and encodes 1103 amino acids. Gene Ontology annotation, cellular component: cytoplasm; transcription factor TFIID complex. Gene Ontology annotation, molecular function: sphingomyelin phosphodiesterase activity; protein heterodimerization activity. The transcript has 4 exons. The record is from RefSeq and is a predicted model, not a curated record.